Colletotrichum chrysophilum is the source of this 4632-nucleotide messenger RNA. RefSeq lists its product as uncharacterized. The transcript has 2 exons. NCBI's taxonomy places the organism in Eukaryota, Fungi, Ascomycota, Sordariomycetes, Glomerellales, Glomerellaceae. Gene Ontology annotation, biological process: endosomal vesicle fusion; protein targeting to vacuole. The record is from RefSeq and is a predicted model, not a curated record. The coding region runs from base 1 to 4632 and encodes 1543 amino acids. Gene Ontology annotation, molecular function: protein binding. Gene Ontology annotation, cellular component: HOPS complex; late endosome.
AUGGCAGAUCCAGACGACCGGUCCUCCGCGGACGUACAAGCUCCCAGCGAUGGAGGGAUGGUAAAGGCCGAGGGGGAGGAGGACGGCAUCGUCGGCCUUCUGGACGAUGAAGAAAGAGAGGCCUCCGAUGCCUCUCCAGCAAUUGAGAACGGCAUUAUAUCAAAUCGGUAUCGGCAAAUAUUACGAGACCAAGCUGACGAUGCGUCUGAGGAGGGAUCCGUGGAUGCGGCGCCGAAGCGCGUGGGAAGUCCCAUCGAUUCCCUGAUGUCUCUGCCCGACGAUUCCCCCCGUUCCGCUUCCCUGAGCUCAGGACUGCUCGACCGCGAAGAUACCGAUACCCCCUCGCCGCCGUGGGAAGUUGUUCGAUGGACGAGAUUGAAGAAACUUAACGGCCAGGCCUUCUCCGAGGCCGGCAAGCGCAACUUCGGCGCUCCGACCUGCAUCGCCGUCUCCGCCUCGAUUGUGUUGGGGACGAACAAGGGAAUAAUACUAAUGUUUGAUUACAACCAGGUCUUGAAGACCAUCAUAGGGCCCGGGACCAAGGCCGUCGAGUCGGGCGCCAUCACGGCAAUCGCUGUGUCGGCAGAUCACACCACCAUUGCUGGGGGCCAUGCGAAUGGAAGCAUCUUUACGUGGGAGACGAACCGAGCGUCCAGGCCGUUCCUGUCCAUUCCGCACCUAGACCAGUCGCAACUAGAGAACCGGACCAUGGAUGGCCAUCUCCCUGGUGUCGCGGUCACCCAUCUUGGAUUUCUGGGGACCAGGCACACUGCGCUUGUGUCAGCGGAUGAUCGUGGCAUGGCCUUCUCCCAUCUGGCAACUAGAGGCACUGGCUCUCUCGGCCGAACUGUAAAGACAACGAGGAUACUCGGACGGUACCCGAACGCGGCGCCUCCUGCCGGAAAGCCUCUCAAGCCCAGUACUGUACUGGCAUUUAGUCCAUGUCCUUUGGGUAAUACCGAACGCGCCACGGAUACCCUCGGCCUGACGGCAAUGCUUACACCAUAUCUGUUGGUUAUCGUUUCUACCACACCCGUCGCCCAGACACAACACAAAUCGGCCAGACCAAAAGAUGUCGCCCAUCACAGUGCGAUGACCGGCUGCCUUGCGUGGUUUCCUGCGGUGAGGCUUAAGGUUCCAGAUCCCGUUACAGGCAGCGACAUCUCCAAAGUCAAAUUGGUGUACUGCUGGUCAAACGUCCUGACCGUUCUGGACGUAGACGAGAUACCAGCAGAGAACAAGGACAAGCCGCCCACGCUCAAGUUCAAGGCCCGGAGUCGGUGGAAGUGUGAAGAAGCCAUUGUUGCGGUCCAGUGGCUAAGCCGUUCUGUUCUCACAGUUUUGACCAUUACUCAGCGCCUAAUCGUCGUUGAGGAUCGCAGUAUGCGAAUGACCGAGGGUUUUGAUCUCAUCAAUAAGUUCAUUUACCACUCCGACCUGUUCUCUAAACAGUUACAUACAUUGGUCGAGCAGCUCGACGAGGACGACACAUCGAUGCAUGGUGUUGUGGCCGACGCUUUCUACAUGAGCUUCAAAACCUACAAGGGCAAAAUUUUCCUGCUCGGUUUCAACGAUGUUUCAAUUGGAUCGCUUUCGAACUGGGCUGAUCGCAUUAUUGCUCUGAUGGAAAAUGGUGAUUACGUUGGUGCUAUUCAGCUUGGAACAUCAUACUACACAGGUGACGCCGAUAAACUCACAAUUGGCCUACCCGAAGAUACCGAGUUGCGCCACUCGAUGGUGCGAGACAAGCUCAUGGAGAUCAUGCGAGCUUCUCUCAAAUAUGCCUUCACCCAGCGGCAAAAAGACCGAGCUGCAGCGGACGACGCCCACCUUCGAGAGUUGGCUGAGACUUGUUUCACGGCCUGCCACAGCGUCGGCGACGUCGACUUCCUCUUCGAUGAAAUGUGCGAAUGGUAUGAAGACGCCGGCGUGGAAGGCAUUUUUCUCGAGACCAUGGAGCCUUACAUUCUGGGAAAGAACAUCGCGGUUGUGCCGCCAACCAUUGUCAAGGCCACAGUUAACCACUACGUCACCAAGGGUUGGGAGAGUCGCCUUGAGGAGAUGAUUGUCCACAUGGACACAAUGACCCUAGAUUUGGACCAGAUUACUCUUCUGUGCAAGCAGCACAGUCUUUACGACGCCUUGAUUUAUGUCUGGAACCAGGCCUUGAACGAUUACAUUACACCAUUGAUCGACCUACUAACCUUGCUUGUGCCACUUAUGAGCAACGGCGACUACAUGUCUUCAGGGAACAUGGAUGACGAGAUUUACGGCGUUAACGCCUUGAAGAUGUUCCCCUACCUCUCAUACACGUUGACGGGCAGAGUAUACCCCACCGGGGAGGCCAUGGACACCGCCGUUGCCUCCAAAGCCAAGGCUGAGAUUUACUGGUUUCUAUUCUCAGGAAAUAGCGUCACGUGGCCCAAGGGCAGCACUCGGCGGUUUCUCACACGGCCAGAUCAGCACACUGAGCCGUCGUUCCCAUACCUCAGGUUGAUCCUGAAGUUCGAUGCCCCAAGCUUCCUUAGUGCUAUAAACGAAGCCUUUGAAGAUUCAUUCUUGAACGACUCUCCUGAGAAGCAAGUUAACGGCGGCAUUAGGGGCGACGUCCCUGAAGAGCAGAUAUUCGGGCUCACGGUCGAUCGUCAGUACAUUGUCUCUAUCUUGUUGGAGAUUAUGAACCCAGCAGACUUCGCAUCGGAGGACACCAUUUACCUCGAUAUGUUCAUCGCUCGCAACCUUCCCAAAUUUCCUCAAUACUUGCUCUUCCCGGGCUCGACGCUUACGAAGGUCUUGACCGGGCUUUGCAAUUACCCUGGAGCUGACCUAGCCGAAGACGCCCAACUAAGUGCCGAAUACCUGCUCUCGAUCUACCAGCCUCCCGAUGUUACCACGCUGAUUCCCAUGUUCAAGAAAGCGGGCUUCUAUCGGAUAUUGAAGAGGCAAUACAAGGUUGACAAACAGUAUGACAAGCUUGUCCAGACGUACUUCGAAGACCCCGCUGACCGGGAUGCCGUCUUUGAAUGCCUCGGGGACUGUCUUCGGCCACACAGUGGUCUGAAUCGCCGACAGGUGCAAGAAGUCCUCGAAGCAGUCAAGAACAACGCCAGGGAACUCCUCGGAAUUAACCCCGUCGAAGCGGCGAGAGUCUUGGCAGCUCAGUCUGUGGACGUUCACCAACACAUCCUGGAUUCUGCCGAAGACGCACCCGAGCUGCAGUUCUUUUACCUGCGGACGUUGCUCGAGCCCGAAAAGCGAGACGUCGAGACCCCAUUGAAUCCAGACCGAGUCCUCAUCGAGCGCUACGUCCAGCUCAUGUGCAAGUAUGAUUCCGCACAUGUGUCGGAUUACAUCGGCCUGGUUCAAUCCGUCAACCUCAGGUUGGAUGUCUUGCUGCCUGCCAUGGAGGAGACCGGCGUGAUUGACGCUGCGGUCGUACUCAUGGCUCGAGAAGGCCAAGUCAAGGAUGCCAUGGACAGGCUUGUGAAGCAUCUCGGUACCCUUGAAUCGGCCUUGCAAGGUAUCUUGUCUGGCGCUCAACAGGAGAGUUCAAAUGACUUGCAAUCAGGAGCCGAGGAGACUUUGCGAGCGUUGCAAAAAUAUGUUCACGUGGGCAUUUGGCUUUGCCAGGGCCAGACCAAGUCAUCGAAGAAGGCGAACGGCGUCCAACAACGAAAGUCAAAAAACACGUCAGAAGUUCUCUCUCCAGAUGAGGAGCUUUGGCUCAGUCUCAUCGAUGCGGCAGUGCAGACCACGCGAUCAAUCUCGUCCACCAUCGAGUCGUCGAAAACCACCCAGAACGGCGUUUCGGAGAAGGCAAGCGCUAUGGACAGCUUAGACAAAGAGAAGCUCUUGACACUGCUUCGAUCUUUGGUGCAGCAUACUUUCACGGCUCUCCUGACGACGACUUCAAGUCCCGCAGGAGCCCAGGCUGGUGGCCGACUCCUUUCCAACGCAGGGAACAACCUGUCAUUUCUUCGAAUUCUGCGUGCCUUUCUGACACGAGCCGCUGCAUCGUCCCCCAAUCUCGCAGAUCUGCGCUCGGUGCUGGCAUCCAUCUUUUCCGCGUACGCCUAUGAAGAGUCCAUCUUGCGACUUUCAAACCGUCUGUUGGAACGAAGCUUGUUCGUGAACGUCAAGCAAGCCGUCGACCUCCGACAACGCGGUUGGCGACCCAGGGGUUCCACGUGUGAGGCGUGCGGCCGUCGUAUAUGGGGCCCAGGUGUCUCUGGUAAUGUUUUUGAGGCCUGGGAAGAAAAGCAGGCCCGCGACGAGCAACACAAGGCCGAAAGAAAGACCGCCGCUGACGAGCGCGGUAAGGGCAAAGCAGCCCCUGCCGCCGGUGAGGCAUCUCAGGCUGCAUACAGUUCGAAGGGAAAGGGGAAAGCCGCAGCGGGUGUUUCUGCACCAGCGGGCGUUGAAGCUGCCGCGGCAGAGGAGGGUGUGGAUGCGCAGAAAGAUGCGAUCGGAAGGCCCAAAGAGCAGCCCCUCGGGCCGCUCGUUGUGCUGGCUUGCAGGCACAUCUACCACCAAACCUGCCUGGAUGCGUAUCAGGCCCGGCCGGAGGUUGAGGGAGAGACCCGCAGAAUUGAUAGCCACGCGAGGGAGUACAGAUGUCCGAUUGAUGGAUAG